Molecule: messenger RNA, 1670 nt
Organism: Plectropomus leopardus (leopard coralgrouper)
Lineage: Eukaryota; Metazoa; Chordata; Actinopteri; Perciformes; Serranidae
Gene: adipor2
Product: adiponectin receptor 2
Biological process (GO): adiponectin-activated signaling pathway
Cellular component (GO): plasma membrane
Molecular function (GO): signaling receptor activity
Source: RefSeq, a predicted model, not a curated record
CAGUCAGGAACCGUUCAGAGUCCAGAGGAGCAGAGCAGCGACGACAACUCUACUAACUGUCUCACAGUACACAGAGGACGAAUUCAUCCCAAGACACCAGGACCAGCUUCGUCCCAUAAAGUCCUAAGUGAAGACAUUAGACCAUUCCAAAGUCUUCAGGUUUGGUCUCGUCCAGAUUUGGUCGUCUUCAUCCAUUAACUCUUCGGUACCUGGAGGUCGGUCCAGCGUUUCAAGCUGGACGGAGGAGAGACGAGUGGGGCCGAGGGCCCGGCCUUUGUGCUGCGACACAGAACUUCAAACCUCAUCGAAUCCACGACAGAUACAGCGCCUACAGAUCCCAUGAGUCCCCGGGAGAAUGCAGACACGCCAACCUCAGGUUCUCCAACCAGUCACCUCAGCACCGCAGAGUGCCCCACACACAAUGGAAGUGUCCCAGAGUGCGACGAGGAGAGAAGAAAAAACGAAGAAGAUGACAGAGGAAGAGGAGAAGAGGAUGAGAGGAGCAGUGAUGAAGGUUUCAUGGGAAUGACCCCGCUGCUGCAGGCGCACCACGCCAUGGAGAGGAUGGAGGAGUUUGUACACAAGAUGUGGGAGGGCCGGUGGCGCGUCAUACCUCACGACGUGCUCCCCGACUGGCUUAAGGACAACGACUUCCUGCUUCACGGCCACAGGCCACCAAUGCCUUCGUUCCGCGCCUGCUUCAAGAGCAUCUUCAGAAUCCACACAGAGACGGGAAACAUCUGGACACAUCUGCUAGGCUGUUUGUUUUUCCUCUGUCUGGGUCUCAUGUACAUGUUCAGGCCCAACAUGUCAUUUGUGGCUCCUGUCCAGGAGAAGGUGGUGAUCGGGAUGUUUUUCCUGGGAGCCAUCCUCUGUCUCUCCUUCUCCUGGCUCUUCCACACAGUCUACUGCCACUCUGAGGGCGUCUCCAGGGUCUUCUCCAAGUUGGACUACAGUGGGAUCGCCUUCCUGAUCAUGGGCUCGUUCGUCCCCUGGUUGUACUACUCCUUCUACUGCUCCCCUCAGCCCUGCUUCAUCUACCUGUUUGUAGUGUGCAUACUUGGAUUGGCCGCCAUCACUGUCUCCCAGUGUGACUUCUUCGCAACGCCGCAGUACAGAGGAGUCAGAGCAGGAGUGUUUGUGGGUCUGGGUCUGAGCGGCGUUGUUCCCACGCUGCACUUUGUCAUCAGCGAGGGUCUGAUCAAAGCGACCACCAUGGGUCAGAUGGGCUGGCUGCUGCUCAUGGCGACACUCUACAUCACCGGAGCCUGUUUGUACGCUGCUCGCAUCCCUGAGAGGUUUUUCCCUGGCAAGUGUGACAUUUGGUUCCACUCUCACCAGCUGUUCCACAUCUUGGUGGUCGCAGGGGCUUUCGUUCAUUUCCACGGCGUUUCCAACCUCCAGGAGUUUCGCCACAAGGCAGGAGGGGGCUGCACCGAAGAUGGCACUCUCUAGUGCUCACACUCUGACUCAGUCAUUCAUUCACACACCUUUUUCGGGGAGGCACUGGCUCUAAUAAUAUGCACAGAAUUACAUACACACACACAUUAAACCUAUGUCACACGCUUUCCCACCUAAACUGAAGACCAACAUGGUGUGUCUGGUGUGUGUCUGUGUGUAAUACACAGGAUGCCCUCCCAGGGGGCGCUACUAAAACUGACUGACGAGGG